Molecule: messenger RNA, 396 nt
Organism: Lachancea dasiensis
Lineage: Eukaryota; Fungi; Ascomycota; Saccharomycetes; Saccharomycetales; Saccharomycetaceae
Source: the annotation of a GenBank genome assembly
AUGGCUGCUUCUCUACCACACCCAAAGAUUGUGAAGAAACACACAAAGAAGUUCAAGCGUCAUCACUCUGACCGUUACCACAGAGUCGCUGAGAACUGGAGAAAGCAAAAGGGUAUCGACUCUGUUGUCAGAAGAAGAUUCAGAGGUAACAUUGCCGAGCCAACCAUCGGUUACGGUUCCAACAAAAAGACCAAGUUCAUGUCUCCAUCUGGCCACAAGACUUUCUUGGUUUGCAACGCCAAGGACUUGGACUUGUUGACCAUGCACACCAGAACUUACGCUGCCGAAAUCGCUCACAACGUUUCCUCCAAGAACAGAGCUGCCCUUUUGGCCAAGGCUAAGGCUUUGGGCGUUAAGGUCACCAACCCUAACGGUCGUUUGGGUCUAUCCGCUUAA